Molecule: messenger RNA, 915 nt
Organism: [Torrubiella] hemipterigena
Lineage: Eukaryota; Fungi; Ascomycota; Sordariomycetes; Hypocreales; Clavicipitaceae
Source: the annotation of a GenBank genome assembly
AUGGUCGUCCCCGAGUCCAAGUACCUCAGCCCCAUCUGGAAAGAUGGUCUGUUCAACAACCGCGUCGUCUUCGUGACUGGUGGCGCUGGUACCAUCUGCAGCAUGCAGACCCGCGCGCUGGUCCGCCUCGGCGCCAAUGCAUGCAUCAUCGGCCGAAACGUAGAGAAGACAGAGGCGGCCGCCAAGGACAUUGCCCAGGUCCGUCCUGGAGCCAAGGUCAUUGGCAUUGGCGGCUGCGAUGUGCGCAAGCCCGAAAGCUUAGCUGCUGCUGCUGACCGAUGCGCCCGCGAACUCGGUAGCCUCGACUUUGUCAUCGCCGGUGCUGCUGGCAACUUUGUCGCCCCCAUGGAGGGCAUGUCCAGCAACGCCUUCAAGGCCGUCAUGGACAUUGACGUCCUCGGAACCUUCAACACCAUCAAAGUCACCAUGCCUCACCUCCUCCGCAGCAAAGACCCCCGUAUCAUCUACGUCUCCGCCACCUUCCACUACACCGGCAUGCCGUUCCAGGCCCACGUCUCGGCCGCCAAGGCAUCCAUCGACUCCCUGUGCGCCUCUGUUGCGCUCGAAUACGGCCCCCGCGGCGUGCAGAGCAACGUCAUUGCCCCUGGGCCCAUUGCUGAGACAGAGGGCAUGGACCGCCUGGCCGGCAAGGAUGUCGACUCGACUGCUUUCACGGCGCAAAUCCCCAGCGGCCGCAUGGGCACUGUCAAGGACAUUGCGGAUGCCACCGUGUUCCUUUUCAGCGAGGGCGGCUCGUACAUUAACGGCCAGAUUAUCCCUGUGGAUGGUGCUUCAUGGCGCCGACAGAGCUCGAUGACAGUGGGCGUCAGCAUGGAUCUUCAGUACCCUUCGUACCUGUUGGAUGAGGGUGAGAGCAUCUCGCCUGGCCUCAAGGGCGGCAAACCCAAGCUGUAG